AACUACAACAGUUUGAACAGCUGACGUUCAAUGAACGUUUCAAGUUACACAAAUGCAGGCAAAGCUCUUGGCUAAUUCGAACUCGAAGUAAGAAAAGAGUCAACUGCAGCCCGGCCACGUUAAGCCAAGCUUUUACCAACUGAACUUGAAAGUGAAAGUGACAGAGAAAGAGAGUGGUAGCGGGAGAGACAGGCGGAGAAAGACCAGGUUUUUAUGCUUUUGCUGGAGUGCCUCGAACUACUCAGAGCAUCAGCCAAGGUCACAACUUUAAGAGUUACACAGUAAUCUCCAGAAAACAUAAAAAAUAUCAUGGAUACCCCCAAGGAUCAGCCCGAGCAGGUGCGUGAGGUGAAGGCCCCGCACGCCGGAGCAGAAGGACACACCUUCCUGGUGACUCCUGUUGCUCCCAUUCUUACCGCCGUGCCAGUGAUGAAGCCUCGCGAGUCGCCGCCACCCGUCCUACCCCCAAAUGAGCCGGAAGACGAGCAGCCAUGCUGCAGCUCCCAGGCCGUGGUGCCCAUAUCCUCGUCCCUGCCCUGCAAACUCCUAAGGCUGCAGGCCAAGCGAUCCGCCCAAGCAUUGCUUCAGCAGAUGGAGUCCCUGGACUCGCAGCUCGGCAGCAGCAACGGCAGUUCCUCGGAGGACACGGCACCCAGUGCUCCGCCCAUGUCACCCACGGACCAGCAGCUGGUGGACGUGGGAAUGGGCUCAUCUAUUGGUGAUUCUGAGGAGUCGUCCGAGGAGGGCGACGAGCUGAAGCCCCUCGCCGUGGACAACCACAUCAUGCACGAGGUGGACCUCUCUGAGCGCCAGAGCUCCCCUCCGGCUGUGCUGAGCGAGGCGAACCUGGAGAAGUUCCGCAAACACCACAUGGAUAACAUAUAUCUUCAUCCGAACUUUACCCUGGAUGCUUCACCUCCACCUGCAGUGGCUCCUGCCAACUCUCCAGUCCUGGAGGCAAAGCGCACCCAUCGCUCCUUCCUGGCCAUCAAGAAGGAAAAGGAGGAGGCGCAAGAACAGCAGGAGCACCAGAAGGAGGAGAGCCACGAUUCCGAGCCAACCACUCCCCAAGGACCCAACGAGAUAGACACCUUAGAUCCCUCUCUGAUUCCCAGCGAGGACCUAGCGGCCGAGAUCACUGAGGCCGUGGAAUUCUACUUUUCCAACGAGAGCAUCCUGAAGGACGCCUUCCUCCUGAAGCACGUCCGCCGUAACAAAGAGGGCUAUGUUAGCCUUAAGCUGGUGUCCAGCUUCAAGAAGGUGCGCCAGCUGACCCGCGAGUGGAAGGUCGUGGGAGACGCAGUGCGUCGUAAGUCGAGGAAGAUCGAACUCAAUGAUUUGGGCACCAAGGUGCGCAGAAUCGAUCCCCUGCCCUCGUUCGACGAGACCAUGCCGUCCCGCACCAUCGUGGCCUGCGAUCUGCCCAUGGAUAAGCUGACCAUUGAGAAGGUUUCUGAUCUGUUCUCGCGUUGCGGAGAGAUCGCCCUGAUCCGCAUCCUGAAGCCAGGAAUGGCUAUUCCCGUGGACGUGCGGCAAUUCAUGAACAAGUACCCGGAGCUGCAGCAGAAGGAGUGCGCUCUGGUGGAGUACCUAGAGUCAUCAUCGGCCCGCGAGGCACGCCACCUGAGCGGUCUCUUCCAGGUGUACGAGAUGGUGGCCCCCAAGAAGAAGACCGGCAAGAAGGCGGCCGUCAUCCAGAUUGCCGCCCCGGUGGCCCGCAUGGUGGAGAACUAUCGCUACUACAACGACGCCAGCUACGAGAGGAGUCGUGGCGGCAGCUUCUCCGGCCACGAAGCUGUUCCGGAUUUGCGCUACAAGCUGAAGCGCAACAACUCUGACUUCCAGCCCACAUACUACCAACAACAGCAGCAAAUGGCCCCCAGCUACCAUGUUCCGUAUCAGCACUACCAACCGAGGGGCAGCAUUGGGAACCAGAGCGGCCAGGAUAUGGGUUUUUUCGGCUAUGGACCCAGGCGCUACAGCAACACCUCGACGAUCUCCGCCAGCACAGCGGCUGCCUUGGGCGAUGCCUCGCCUCCAUCCUCUGCUGCCAAUUCUGGCGGUAAUCAAGCUGGGUCAUCUGUGGGCAUCAGCAAUCUCCAGCGGCGUCUGUCGAACUGCUCGGAGCAGAACUAUGUGCCGGAGGGCAGUGUCUCCAUGUCGCGCCGGGCCAGUAACUGCUCGGAGACAGGAGUUGGAGCUCCCCAGCGUCGCGAUUCCAAUUGCUCUGAGAGCUGCCCCUGCUCGAGGAGGGUCUCCGACUUUGGCCAGACCACGGAGACGGCCUACCGCAAGAGCUCCGUGUGCUCCAAUGGCAGUUGUCCGGGUAACCAGAACCAGGAGCGUCGCUUCUCCAACGGAUCCAUGCAGUUCGAGCGGACCUUCUCGAAUGCCAGCGAGAACGGCGGUUUUUACCGUCGCCCUUCGAAUGAUUUCAACGUGGAGCGGGAGCCCAUCCAGACCGAUCAGAUGGUGGGCGGUGGUGGCGGUGGCUACCAGGUGUGGCCCCGUCGCUACUCCAACAACUUCCAGCAGCUGAGCAGCAAACUGGCGGCCUACGACAAUGCCCAGUACAUUGGUGGCCGGAGGAUCUCAACGGACUCUGGCUAUGAUCGCCGCUAUUCCUUCGGCUCGGAGGGCUUCGACGGAUCACCACGAUCCCGGACUGGCAGCUUCCUGAACAGCUACAAGCAUGGCGGAGGCGAUGGUUAUGACGGGCAGCCCCGAUCCCGGACCGGAAGCUUCCUGGAUGGAUCGCCCCGCUCGCGUUCUGGAUCCUUCGCCCAGCGGGCAGCUGAGAGUCUGGUCCGCACCCCGAUGGGUCCGGACGGAAGCAAGGGUUUCGGCCAGAGGGCCAGGAAAUUCGGACAGGCCAUAUCACCCGUUAACUAGGACGUCCGAGGACAUUUGUUGAUUAAUUUUUAGAGAAA
Drosophila bipectinata is the source of this 2930-nucleotide messenger RNA. RefSeq names its product La ribonucleoprotein translational regulator Achilles (gene Achl). The record is from RefSeq and is a predicted model, not a curated record. Gene Ontology annotation, molecular function: mRNA binding. Gene Ontology annotation, cellular component: nucleus. NCBI's taxonomy places the organism in Eukaryota, Metazoa, Arthropoda, Insecta, Diptera, Drosophilidae.